UUUAGCAAUAGAAUGUGCUGGAGAGCGUGUGGAGGGGCGUCGAUCUGCGACAGCAGGGAGGAACCGGGCCAGCAGAGGAACUGCAAAGGGCGAGCGGUUAAAGAGGGAAGUAACGAAGGGAAUGACGGAGUAACCUGAUGGUGACUUACGGUCUGUGGGCAGAGGUAAGCAGAGGAGAGUACAUGGGGGUCCAACAGUCGGUGUGAUGUGGUGGUUUUCCAGAUGGGGAAGUUCCAGCAGGUGAUUGAGGGCGGACAGGCAGCAGCUGAGUGGCAGGCGUGACGCACCCAGGUGCAAGGCCCAACGGAGCAGCUAGGAUCAGAUACUUCAGGGCCACAGGAAAUCGUGAUGUUUAAUAGAUGCCCCCUUCGGAGGUUGUUGGAGUCCUCGCAAUCAUAGACCUGACAUCAAGCGAACGGUUUUCAUCAUGGCAACGAGCUACCUUCAGCCUGUCCUUCUUGAGCCCUCCUGUGGAGGGUGUAAUAACUGAGGGAGGGGUAGUGAGUCUGAGAAAAGCCUCCACCUGCAGAUGAAAUUCAUUCUAACCAUGUAGUGUUCCUUUCUCCAAAGAGGGGGGAGGGUGUAAGCUGGAUUGUGAUUGCUUUUUUUUUUUUACUCGUUUCUGUUCAUGUAAUCACUGGGACAGACUUGUUGCUCGAUUGCUGAGUGUAUGUGGGUGUGGGCAGAGAGCGUGAAGUGAGGAGAAAGUGAAAGAGAGGAAAAAAAGAGUGAACGAACAGAGAAAGAAGGGAAGAGAUGGUCCUCCACACCACCCCUUACUCCAGUGCCUGUUUGCACUUCCUGGAUGGGCUGUCGUGGAGCCUGGUGUUCCCCUGCUACUGGCUCCUGGACCGGCUCCUGGCCUCCUGCGUGGCCACUUCCCUGGAGAAGCGCCAGCGAUCCCAAGACCCCUGCUCCUUCCUCACCCUGUGUGUCCUGAUUGCUGCACCCCUUUAUCUGCUGCUCCUCCUCGCAUCCCUGCCCUUUGCUCUGCUGGGCUUCAUCAUUUGGGCUCCCCUGCAGGCUGUUCGCCAGCCAUACCUGUACACAUAUCGAAGACCAGACAAGAACCAGGCAGAGCAAGGUCAAGCAGGUGGCGCUGGGACAGGAGAAUGGAGGCCACAAGGCAGAAGCUUCUGUUUCUGCAGUGCCAAUGUUUGUCUCCUCCCAGACUCCCUGGCCCGGUUCAAUAACUUAUCAGACACCCAGAGAAGAGCACGCGAGCUGGGCAAGAGAAUCCGCAAUGGUGCGAGUCGGCCCCAGAUUAAAAUAUACAUCGACUCGCCAACCAACACAUCCAUCAGUGCAGCGUCCUUCAGCAGUCUUGUCACUGGUUUCCGCCGCACGUCCUCUCUGGACCAGCGUCCAGAACAAGUCCACACCACCAAUGGCCCAGCUGAAACUGAAAUAGAGCCUGUCACAGAGUGCCCUGUUCACCCCUCGGAUACCACCGACUGCCGUGUUCACCCACCUUCAGAAGACCAGAGUUUUACCAAUUGCCCCAUUCACCAUGAUGGAUCAGAAAACACAGCAGAUUGCCCCCUCCAUCUGGCUGGAACUACCAACAGCUCAGACUGUCCUAUCCACCCCUCGAGCGAUGCCACUGACUGCCCAAUGCAUUCAGCAGAAGGUCAGAAUGACUCUGGCCAUCACGACUGCCCCAUGCACGGGGAGGUAGCACAGAAAAAGCCCUCCACAGAGUGUCCGCUUCACACCUCAGGGGUUCAGAUCAGCAUCAGUGCCCCAGAACCGGACCCCCAGGAGGAGGAGGCUGAGACUGGAAACCAUCGAGAUCUGGCAGGAGUAGACACAGGCAGCAUGACUGCCUCUCGCGAAUCCCUCACUCGUUACCAUGGAGGCGACACAGCAGUAGGGAUAUCCUCCAAUAACACCCUCUCUCACGUACCACGCACAUCCAUCUUCAAGAGACCUGGAAGGAAACGUCGCCAUGGAGAUGAAACGUUUGACCAUGAGAUCUCUGCCUUUUUCCCUGCCAACUUGGAUUUUCUAGCUCUACAGGAAGUUUUUGACCACGGGGCAACAACGAGACUUCGACGUCAGCUUCAUCGCUACUUCCCCUAUGUGCUGAGCGACGUUGGUCGCUACGGAUGGAAAGGCUGCUGUUCCAGGUUUAAGUUUUUGAACAGUGGUCUGUUGCUAGCCAGUCGCUACCCUAUCCUGGAUGCUCGAUAUGAGUGCUACCCCAACGGGAGAGGAGAGGACGCACUGGCAGCCAAGGGGGCGCUGUUUGCUAAGGUUCACGUGGGCACCUCCCAUCAGGAGCAGAGGGUGGUGGGAUACCUUACCUGCACGCACCUCCACGCCAUAGAAGGCGAUUCGUCGGUCCGCUGCGAGCAGCUGGACCUCCUCCUCCAGUGGGGGGCCGAGUUUCGCCAGUCCUCAUCCCAGUCCCCUGAAGGCGAGAAGGUGCUGGAGGACCUGGUGGCCUUCGAUGUCAUCUUGGGAGACCUCAACUUUGAUAACUGCUCUUCAGAAGACAAACUGGAGCAGCAGCACACACUUUUUUCUCAGUACAAGGACCCAUGUCGCCUGGGGCCAGGGGAGGACAAACCGUGGGCUCUGGGGACUCUGCUGGAUCCCAGUGGCCUUUAUGACGAUGACGUCAGUUCACCUGAAAGUUUACAAAAAGUGAUGGAGAACGAAGAGGGGAGGAAGGAAUACCUGGUGUUCCCUCCCAGUAAGAACCAGUGUCCUGCCACCAGUCAGAAGGGCCGGAAAAUCCCACUGAAGGGCAAUGGACGCCGGAUCGACUACAUCCUCUACAGUGAUGAAGGCAUUCAGCAGGACUGGAAAAUGGACAUCGAAGAGUUCAGCUUCAUCACUCAGCUGGCCGGCCUCACCGACCACCUUUCUGUGGCCAUGAGACUGGCUGUUUCCACCGGGGAAGAGGAGCCUUAGAUCCACCGCCUGACAUUUAUAUCCUUUAAAUUUUACUGCCAUGGAGGAACAAUUAGGAAUAAACUCGGGAAGUUCCGAGUUUACAGAUAUGGAGCAGCGUGAGGGAAGAUUGAAGGGACGGCGAGUGGAUGAGUAAAUCUGUGGAAGAGUGGACAUUUAAGAAGAAGGACGAGAGAGAAAAUUCAAAGGAGAGAUGUAAGCUGGGGGAAUUCAUAUUAGGAAGUCAGAAUUUUUUUUUAUCUUCCUGGGUAAAUUACCCACAGAUUCACACUGAACACUGCGACUUUGAGACUGUUGGUUUUUCCUCCGACCCUCCCUGCUGAACUAAGCCUGGAGGGUUUUGUUUCAAGUGAAGUGUUUCAUGUAGCCAAUUCACACACUCAUUUUAUCGGAUCUGUUUUAGGACGUAGUUUCCAGUAUAGUUCUUUUAUUUUUAUGACUCUACCUUCAGGAGCAGCUGGAUGCUCAUUGUUGAGUGCGCGAAAGAACAUGAAACUGAAGUGAAGCUGCUGACCGGCCUUUACAAUGACCAUCUGUGAUCUUGUGUUGUGCUCCUUCCCUAAAAGUUACCGGUCGGUUUUGCUGUCAGUCGUUCACCACGCUGACCCCUUCACGUCAUUCCCAAAACCUCAACAAGUGUCUUUUUUUCUUACAAACAAAUCUUACUAAAAUGAGAAGAAGAAAAAAAAGAGUUUCUAUUAUAGACACUCCACUUUUUAUAAAACUUACAAUGCCUGUUUAAUAUGAAUUGACAUGUUUCUAAGGGAAGGAAGAGGUUGGAUGCAAUGUGAUGCUUUUAGCAUGUUUCUCAGAUAUUAUCGGUAUGAAUUUGAAGAGCAUUUUGUAGAUAAAGCUCCAGUGAUGCAUGAAGGUAAAACGGUUUACCGCACUGUUAUAGCAGCUCGAUUCACGCUGACUUGAGAUUGGAUGCCUCAGUGAGCAUUUACCCUGAAACACGCACUCGGAUUUAUGUUUGUGCAUGUUCAAAACACAGAAAGGUGUGCACAGGAACAGGAGGAUUUAAACAGCAAAAGCACACAGCUACACUUUGCGUAAAAGAAAACAAAUUGUAGGAAACUCUAAUAAUAAUCAUUAUCAUCAUCUUCAUCAUGUGACUGUCCCAAAUAGAUAAUAUCAGGGUGUGUCGUUAUAAACCUGUGGAGGUACCACGCUUUGAAAAUUAAUCGCCUUCUCCCAGACAGAAUCUGUUGAUUAUUUGUCUCUUAAAUUUGUCAGUUCAUUAACCAGACGAAGUAGUAAACACACAAAACAAUUUUCAAAUAAUGAUUUUAUUCAUAAGGAAUAAUGCUAUUCCAAACAACCUGCAUGUGAGAAAACAAUAUUAUCUCCAAAACUUAAUAACUGGUUGUGACUCCCUGGGUGGCAGUAAUAAUGCUUCCCUCAAGCGUUGGAGGGAAGUGAAAAAAGUCCCUUAAAUCAAUGUGGGGGAGUUCGGGUCCACUCUUCUUUACAGAAUUAGUUUGAUUCAGCCACAUUAGGGUCAUCUCUCAGAUUCUCAAUCAGAUUAAAGCCCAGACUUUGACUCGGUCAGGGGGGGCAGUAAAAAGAACCACUGCACUGUGAGGGGGAAAGGUGUAAGCAGUGCAUACACAGACAUGAUUAACAGCAUUAAGAUCCUCCUUCUUGCUCUGAUUGGUUAGUUGUGACCCGGGUGCGGUCCGUUUCUGCAAAUGGCAGUAGCAUCAUUGGGAGAAAGAAGAGGAGUUUUUUUUCCCACAGAUUAUUUCUGUCAUGUUGUCCUGUCAGGCCAUAGUGACAGUUUUAACAAAUAUGUAAAAAAUAUAUAUUUUUACAAAAGUUACCCACUGCAGCUGUGAUUAAAUCAGGUUGUCUUUGUCUGAUUUCAACUUUUGCCUGAUGACUUAGUGUGCCAAAUAAAGCAAAACUAGAGGAAACCUGAGAGGAAAAACACUUUUUGCAGCAUUGUAUGUUUUGAUCAUUUGUUAUGAACCCAUAUUGUUGCUACAAUGCCAUUACGUCAGAUAAAUUCAAAGCUUAUUAUGAAAUAUAAUGGAUAUUCAAUGUUUGGUUUUGAAUACUGACAUCGCCCACUUAGAAAUAUCCAAUAAAUCCCAGUAUUUAAAUACAAACCCAAAAGUCUAA
This is a messenger RNA of Xiphophorus maculatus (southern platyfish), 5043 nucleotides long. It is a transcript of the gene smpd3, whose product is annotated as sphingomyelin phosphodiesterase 3. NCBI's taxonomy places the organism in Eukaryota, Metazoa, Chordata, Actinopteri, Cyprinodontiformes, Poeciliidae. Bases 757 to 2919 code for a protein of 720 amino acids. Gene Ontology annotation, cellular component: cytoplasm; extracellular region. Gene Ontology annotation, biological process: sphingomyelin metabolic process. The transcript has 10 exons. The record is from RefSeq and is a predicted model, not a curated record. Gene Ontology annotation, molecular function: sphingomyelin phosphodiesterase activity.